Molecule: messenger RNA, 1315 nt
Organism: Penicillium subrubescens
Lineage: Eukaryota; Fungi; Ascomycota; Eurotiomycetes; Eurotiales; Aspergillaceae
Exons: 3
Coding region: 220-1176 (318 amino acids)
Source: RefSeq, a predicted model, not a curated record
GAUAACAUUCCUAGCCCGGCAUCAAUAACAACAACUCCUUCGGCUUGGUCUUCACCAGCCAGUGGGUCAAUCGCCAAUAUUUAGUGCCGUUCCUGCAAUCUUGGAAAAAAUUGACUCCGCCUCAGGGCUACCAAGAUGAUGUAAUGUCGACGCCCCGGAAGUUGUCGCCUUGACGGACAACAUACAGACCUUGACCCCUGAGGAUUGUCAGUUGCACAAAUGCUGGGUCUCCUGGCAGUUUUCGCCACGCUGUGGCAGGUAGCAGCCACUGAUUCAAACAGUUGUUCAAAUAGCGUUACUAUCUCCAGUCAAAUUGACGCCAACAAUUUGGCCAACUGCGAUACUCUCGGUGGCAGUCUGACCAUCGCGUCCUCUGUCAGCGGGGCAAUCACGUUGAACAGCAUCGAGGAGAUCAAGGGAUCCCUCACCGCGGAAGGGGCUGACGGGCUGACGGGGAUCAUCGCCCCUAAUCUUGAUACUAUUCAAGGUACCCUAACGUUGGUUAGCCUGGGAUCCCUAACCACUUUGACGAUGAGUGCAUUGUCAGAUGUCUCAUCAGGGAUUACUAUCACGGGCAACUCAAAACUCAAGACCCUCAGCAUGGGGGAUCUCGAGAAAGUUAAUGGUCAACUGAAGCUGACGGGCUCAUUUACCAGUGUGUCAUUACCAUCACUCGAUGAAGUCAAUGGCGAAACAACCAUUCGUGGCUCAAAUUCCAUGUUGUGCAGCGCCCUAAACAGCCUCCAGUCUAAAGGCGUGUAUCGUGGGAGUUACUACUGUGUGGCGUCGGGAUCGGGUUACUCGCUCAGUCCGGCUGCUAAAGGAGGCAUUACAGUCGGCGUCAUUUUGGGGGGACUGUUAAUUCUACUUGUUCUAUGGUAUGUCUUACGGGCGCGUCGCUAUCGAAAGAACAAAAAUAUGCCACCGGUGGGCUCUCUCUCGUCAUCGACGGUAGAAUCCGAUGAGAAGCAAACUAGUCUGCACGAUCAGCCGUCACCAUUGCCGAGUCCGAAGCCACCGGUCCCGAGGAAGCCUUUGGGCCCUCCGCCAGCACAACUAGAUGGGCGUUCGGUCUAUGAAAUGCCAAAUGCCUCGACCCCUGUUCGUGAAUAUCAUGAGUUGGACGCAGGUCCUGUUCUUAGCUCACAUCAAAGGCCGAUACACUCCGAGGCAUAACAAGAGGGAUUUUUAUGUUCAAGAAGUGAUUAUACAUUUCCAGGUCAUCUAGGCAAUUAGCUGCAUUAAGUCUUAUCCUACCAUCCUCUGUGGUGGGAUCUUGCUUCUGCCAAUCAAAAUGGAAAACAUAUUCAUAGCC